AUGGGCCUUGGGGGCAGGAAAGAGAGCGAUCAUGCCUUCCUGUGUCGUCAAGCGUCAAGAACACAGGCAGGUACUGACCAAGGAAUCCCCCAUUCUGAUGCGCUUCUCUCACGCACUCCCCCGUGGUCUACCAAGGCAAGGACUAAGGAAGGCACGGCGCCCCUCGAUUAUCGGUACCUGCCUUUCUUACCACUCAUUGGAUCUGUAGGUAAUAGACCUGCGUCCGCUGCUGAAUCCCCCCUUCCCAAGUUCCAUGUCUUCAUCUCUUCACACCAUUCAGUAAUCAUCACCACCUUGCUUGCGCCAUCCAGCCUGGCAAGAAUAGGAACAAUCUCCUGUCGGCGCAACUACAGAGUAGCAAAUCUCGAAUUGCAUUACACUGCGCACUGCACUGACCUCAUCCCGAUCCCCCGCCCAUCUUACCUUCACCUCCACUGGCAUAAUUACACAUUACGGAUACAAUACACUCUUCCAAUUGUGGUCGCGGUCCCAAGUCCACCCAUCCAAUCCAAUCCACGACUGCCCAGCUUCAGCUCCAGACUCGAGCUCUCAAUCGUUUGCACUUGCUUGACCGUAAUUAUCUGCACACUUGCACUUUUACUUGCGCUUCUUCUGCCCGCAACGCACCAGUGCCAUUCCCUGUUUCUUUCCCAGUACACGACCCGCAUCUGGCCCUUUCUCUGCUCGUCCCGCCUGGGUCCUUUCUCACCCUCACUUAAUUACACCAUCUCCUCCCCUCGUCGACAUUUCGGCCAAAAUCCUACCGUCGCCCGUCCAGUCCUUCCUGUCCUCGUCCUUGUCCUCAGACUUGCGCGGGUCACGGACACAAGACCCUCCACUCUCUACUUACUCCAGUACCUGACCUCCCCACGCGGCCACGCCUCUUCGUCCGAUCUCACUUUACCACCGCCCGACUGGAAACUCUUCCUUCCGUUCGACCAUCCGUCCGACGUUUGGCUUGCGGUCCUCCCAUUCAAUUUCUCCUUCGUCUGUAGGAAAGCAUCUUGCGCCUGCUCUUUUUUCCGACUGCGUCUGCGUCUGUGCCUACUACGCCUACGCCAACGCCUACGCCUCUUCACUGCUGACGCUGCCGUUCCACGAGAAUAG
Colletotrichum lupini is the source of this 1107-nucleotide messenger RNA. RefSeq lists its product as uncharacterized. The coding region runs from base 1 to 1107 and encodes 368 amino acids. The transcript has a single exon. The record is from RefSeq and is a predicted model, not a curated record. NCBI's taxonomy places the organism in Eukaryota, Fungi, Ascomycota, Sordariomycetes, Glomerellales, Glomerellaceae.